AAACGCCCUCUCCUGCCACAGCCUCACAGCAUUCGGAGACGGACAUCCAUCAAAUCUGCCUUGGCUCGAAGCAAGAUUGUCAUCAAGAAACUCAUCCUCUGUCUCGCAUCCGGAGGAAGAACCCCGCAAUGAAGAGGACCUCGUUGCCUCCUGAUAAGAAGUAUAAGAAGUAUCUAUAAGUCCCCAUCAUCAUGGAUUCUCCAAAACAAAAAUUCUCAUCCGAAAAAAUGACAUUCAAAAUCCUCGGCGCUGGUGUCGUCGGUUUAACCACCGCCCUCGAACUCGCGGCUCGAUACCCACUAGCUCGGAUCCAGAUCCUCGCCACCCACCUCCCGGGCGAUCGGUCCAUAAACUACACUUCCCCUUGGGCGGGAGCGAAUUGGCUAUCUGUAGCGACGGACAAUGGACGACAGGAGAAUUGGGAUCGGGUUACUUAUAAGAAGUUUGAGGAGUUGGCUGAUGGGAAGGGGAAUGAGAGUGGAGUGAAACGGAUGCCGAUUUGGGCGUUCUAUGAUAGUGAGAAAGAGGAUGCGGGGAUUUUGAGUCAGGGAACGGGGAAGGUUUGGUAUGAGGGGAUGGCGGGGCUGAGGUGGUUGAAGGAGAAGGAGGAGAUGAGGGAGGGCGCGAAAUUGGGGUAUGAGGCGAAGAGUUUUGUGGUUAAUGUUCAGGUGUAUCUUCCUUGGUUGCAGAAUGAAGCAUUGAAGAAAGGGGUGGAGAUGCUGAGGACGACUGUGACUGAUAUUCGAGAAUUGACGAAUGAUUCGGAUGUGAAAGCUGUGUUCAACUGCACAGGUCUCGGCUCGUAUAGCUUGAAAGGCGUGGAGGAUAAGUUGCUCUAUCCGACCCGAGGUCAAGUCAUGCUAGUUGAAAACCCUAAGACACCUAUGGAACGCAUGUACUUCCGCAGUCCCCAGCGAGUCAACAAAGAUACCACAUAUGUCUUUCCUCGAAAUCCGGGUGGCGGGGUCAUCCUUGGUGGCUGCCGCUUUGACAAUGAAUGGGACGGUGAAGUGGAUCUCGAGUUCGCAGAAGAUAUCAAGAGGAGAUGUUGCGCUCUGGCUCCUGAGCUUGGGAAGCCAGAAGACCUGAAAGUCAUUCAGCAUGCAGUCGGAUUGAGACCUAGCCGGAAAGGUGGCCCUAGACUAGAACGAGAGAGUAUGGGAAAGACCAUGGUGAUCCAUAAUUAUGGCGCUGGUGGUGCAGGCUACCAAGCCUCAUGGGGAUUGGCGAAAGAUGCUGUUGAUUUGUUGUAGACUGACUAGAGACUGUGACAGACUCCGACGUUGGGAAUCCCUGAAAAUCAUCCAUGAAGUUCAACAUAUCGUCAAAGUUCGAUAUUUCGACGUAUGAAUUAGGAAUUGCUUGAGGCACUGGUACCUGAAGCUGCGCUGCUGGACUGAUCUCCUCUUGCAUAAACAUCCUCGUCCACAAACUCUGUAUAUGUAGUCGAGUUUGAUGGUGCCUCAAAGUUGAUGGAUCUGCGGUAGUCAUAAUGAUAAGACGAACAUUGUCAAACAUUCGACUGGUAUUGAUAUUUCUGGGAUCUGGUUGUCCACUUCCAAUAGCUAUAUCUGCUUGCCUGUCUUCUCGCUUGUCCAACUUAUUCAAAUCGAAGUCUAUGACACCUUGAGGAUUAGUCGCUUCAUAAAGACGAGUAAGAAGUUCGAUGGUCUCGCUCCAUGCCCCUGCAAUUGGCCAUAAGCCUUCCCAUGAUUUCAGAGUUUUGCAGAUGAAAGUAAG
Messenger RNA from Mollisia scopiformis, 1740 nucleotides. Its product is annotated as putative D-amino acid oxidase. Bases 192 to 1253 code for a protein of 353 amino acids. The record is from RefSeq and is a predicted model, not a curated record. Lineage: Eukaryota; Fungi; Ascomycota; Leotiomycetes; Helotiales; Mollisiaceae. The transcript is spliced from 5 exons. Gene Ontology annotation, molecular function: D-amino-acid oxidase activity; FAD binding.